This is a messenger RNA of Engraulis encrasicolus (European anchovy), 4918 nucleotides long. RefSeq names its product transcription factor AP-4 (activating enhancer binding protein 4) (gene tfap4). Gene Ontology annotation, molecular function: DNA-binding transcription factor activity, RNA polymerase II-specific; RNA polymerase II cis-regulatory region sequence-specific DNA binding; protein dimerization activity. NCBI's taxonomy places the organism in Eukaryota, Metazoa, Chordata, Actinopteri, Clupeiformes, Engraulidae. The transcript has 7 exons. The coding region runs from base 472 to 1494 and encodes 340 amino acids. Gene Ontology annotation, cellular component: nucleus. Gene Ontology annotation, biological process: regulation of transcription by RNA polymerase II. The record is from RefSeq and is a predicted model, not a curated record.
UGAUUUGGGCAAACCUUCAGCACUGCUGUCUGCCCUGCAGCUUGCGAUGUUUACUGUGUUGCAAUUAUGUAACCGUUUCCGUAAAUUAGCAUUAUGUAUGUACUUUUCAACAAUACAAUGUAGCUCUCCUGCAACCAGCUGUUUCCCGCCCUGACAUACAUCCGAUCAGCUGCAACAACACAUUCACGCAGGCUAAGCUAUGCGGAGGGAGGAGGGGCAGUCAGAGAGCGCCACACACAACGAGGCGAGCGAGGGAACCCCAUCAGCUGGAAGUCGAGUAAUGUAGUAACUUCCAACACUUAGCCAAAACCAAUUGUGAGGUCAAGGGCUUCUGUAAGUACUUGCAACGCAAUAGCCACGGUAAAUAUCUAAUAGGGCACUUGAACCCCAUACAUUGGAUAUCUGGACGUGUUUGGGAUUCUUCCAUUGAUUAGAAAGCAACAUCGUGGAUUUAAAACUGGACAGGAAAGCAUGGAGUAUUUCAUGGUACCAUCUCAGAAGGUGCCCUCCUUGCAGCAUUUCAGAAAGACUGAAAAAGAUGUGAUCGGAGGACUGUGCAGCUUGGCGAACAUCCCUAUGCCGCAAGAGACUGUACGUGACCAGGAGAGGCGUGUGAGGAGAGAGAUCGCCAAUAGCAAUGAGAGGCGGCGUAUGCAGAGCAUAAAUUCUGGCUUCCAGUCACUCAAGACCCUCAUACCACACAGCGACGGAGAGAAGCUGAGCAAGGCUGCCAUUCUGCAACAGACGGCGGAGUACAUCUUUUCUCUGGAGCAGGAGAAGACACGCCUCCUACAGCACAACAACCAGCUCAAACACUUCAUACAGGAGUUCACUGGCUCGUCCCCGAAGAGGAGGCGAGCUGAGGAGAAGGACGAAGGAAUCGGCUCUCCUGACGCGCUGGAGGAGGAGAAGAUGGAUGACCUGAGGAAAGAGAUGAUCGAGCUGCGGCAGCAACUGGACAAGGAGAGAUCCGUACGCAUGAUGCUGGAAGAACAGAUCCGCUCGCUGCAUGAUCACCUGUACCCAGAGCAGCUGAGGGUGCUGGCCCAGCAGGUGGAGGAGCAGCAGGCCCAGAUCCAGAACCAGAACCAGGUCAAGGCCCGUCUACAGCGGCAGCAGCCACAGGAGGCAGCAGAGAGGGAAGGACGCGUGGCACGCAGCCCCCAGAACUCAACUCCACCCACCCCUCCGGCUCCAACCAAUCACCCAACAGUAAUAGUGCCCGCCCCUGCCCAGGCCCCUCCUCCUCACCACGCCACAGUGGUUACCAUGGGGCCGGCCUCUGUUAUCAACACAGCGUCCACGUCGCGGCAGAACCUGGACACCAUAGUGCAGGCCAUUCAGCACAUCGAGGGCACGCAGGAGCGUCUGAUGGCAGAGACGGAGCAGCGGAGAGUGGUCAUCGUGACGCCGGCUCAUACGCUGUCCGACCAGGCGUACUCCGACACCACUUCAGAUGCAGAGGACCUGGAAGAUGACAGCUUACUGCCUUGAUCCAAUCCCUUUAAAAACAUACAGUACAUGUAUAUGAAUAUGAGAAGUGAUCUCAUAUGCCACCCCAUCGAUAAGAAAAAAACACACACACAUGGACACAUGACAUGCAACUGGGUACGACGACGACAACAAAAUUGAGUGCAGGAGUGGACUGGCCAUCAAGAUGCUGCUGCUGCUGUGGUCCCUGCAUGUUCGUUCAUUUGGUCAAGACUGACAUUGAAAUCGAAAAACAAAAGAAACCCAACAAAAACAAUCAAACAAAAAACACAAUCAAACAAGCCAACGGUUCCCCAUGGCCCUGGGCACCUGAGUUGCAUAGCUUUAUGAGUUUCUGAAGGAACAUCACAGUCCUCUUACUACAGGAUGCUGAUUGAUUGGACCUCUAAACUUCCUCCAUAUUACACUGAACCCUUCGAACCCAAUGCUGUACUCCAGACACCUUCUCCUACUCCUAGUUACAGUAGUUAAGAGCUGCUCUGAGUUUGCUGACCGUGGGGCAUCUCUCUUGCUGCCUUCAGGCCGACAAAGACGGUGCUGGUGCCCGUUCCCAUUCCCGCACCACUUCUGUUCUGGAGCAAAGUGCUUACCUGCAGAACCAUCCGCAGUCACACCGGGCUUUGUACUUUCCCGCAUGUGACCCGUGCAUUACCCGGAUGCACCUGCUGACAUCCGUGUUGUCGUCACGGUUCGCAGAGAAAAGCCCCAAAAGUAUUUUUGGGUUUGCAUCAUGACUGAUUGCAUUUAUUAUAACGAUAAGGUGGUGAUUGAUAGCACAGUAUAAAGCAGUAAAUGAACAGAAAGGUUCAAGUAAAUGAACACAGCAGUUCAAGAUGAGGUACGGGAACAGGCACUGGCACGGGGCUCUGUGGGCCUGAACACAGCAUCUGCUCUCUUCUCUCCAUGUCCUCCUCUAAAAGCUGUUUUGUUUGUAGUUUCUCCUCGAUAAGAGGCUGCAUAAAAGCUGAAAGCAUGGCACUGUGAGCCCUUCACACUUCUACACUGCCAUCUACUCAAUCAACUUACGGUAUUCAGUUGUUUUCCUCAUUUAUACCCAAUGGAUUGGGUCAGAUCGGUGAUGUUGGAGAGCGUUAACAUCUCUGUCUUCAGUCAAACUGCAGCCGAAUGCAGCAGGUAUCUGCACUUAUAAUUUUGCUCUUUUUUUCUAAUUCUAUCUGGGCCGUGUUCACACUAUGUUGUGAGUGAGAGCCACACUAGGCUGGGUUCCUGGUGUAUUAUCCCGAGAGGUCCGUCACAUACCACCUGGGGUGCAUCCCAAUAUGUGUCCUUGCCUCCUCCACUUGUGCUUGUCUCCUCGUCCCGCCUCCUGGCCCCUCCUCCGUGGAGAAAACGAUAAAGUUUCCCAGCUGUCAGCCUCGCCACAACAACUUUUGAAGGACUGUUUUUCAUUCACCAUCCCAAUUGCAAAUGAGAAAAAGACUUUACAAUUGAGCUUUUGCAAGAUAUUGAAAUAUAAUGCUGUUGUCAGUGAUGUCAUCAUGACGAGAAGCAAGUGGAGGAGGCAAGUGGAGGAGGCAAGGUCACAUAUUGGGAUGCACCCCUGGCCUACUCUGAGAUGCUGUGGCUAAUGUGGCUCCUGACCUCUCGUGCUGUAUGUGACGUAUCCUGGGUUUUUUCCCUCCCCUGCGUGUUUUGACCUUUUUUGUUAUGGAAUAAGCUAACAGUCAGAAGAUGCUCCCUGUAAGGCCUUUUGUAAUUAUUGCUGCGUGUGUGUGCGAGUUGGCACGCAUUUCCUGCCUUUAGGGAAGGUGCGUUGCUCGCUCGCUCACUCACAUCUACACAUCUGCAAAGAAGGAUGCCAUCAAGGUUUUACAGUCGUUGAGGUUAGCACUACUUAUCUUUUAUACAUCUCUAUGUGAACUCUCUCGUUGGGGGGGCAUUCAUUGCUCCUUACAUUUUAUAAGAAAUGUUUUUUUUUGUCCUUGGCUUUUGUUUCAAUUUUAUAAUGUAUAUUUGCAUUAUUUUGUCUGAAGGAGGACUGAAGUCUGUAUUAUUACUUUUUAUAUAUGUGCUAAAGAGAGGACGGAGCAGUAUAACACCAGCGCUUUUCACUCUAUGCACUGUACAUUCUGCCCUCUCGUACCAUUAUGUUUCAAAUACGUGUGUUCCAAGUCUGUUAUUUUUUGCAUAUGGGCGCCCUGUCAAAGUCAAGUUGUGUGCUAAAAGAGGGGUGAGGCGGCGGUUACACUGUGCGAAGAGGUUACCCAUAGCAACCAGAUAGAACUCCAAGGCAGGCAGCAUAGCCAAUCCCCUGGCGGGAAGACAGCCAUGAUCAACCAAUCACAAAAGCCUUUGGAAGCAUGGGAGUAUUUUACACUAACGCAUGACGGUGCUGUUUCCAUGUUCAAAGGCCCUAUCCUUCAUCUAGCUCUGGAAGAUUUUUUUCCUGGUAUUACUGGGAAGGGAUGGACAGAGACUCAAUACAACUCCCUCAGAGGUUUUAUUGUUAAAUUUUUAAUAGGCACUUAAUCUAGCCAUGUAAUGAAACGGUGAUUUUCAAACUUUAAAAAAAAUGAGAGUUUUGUUAAGGACACUUGGCUGUACCGGUUUAUUAUUAAGGAAUGAUGCCGUUCUGGUACUGAGAUGAAUUCCUCUGAUGGUUUUUAUUUGAAAAGCCAGAACUCAGGAUUGGGUCAAUAUCAACUUAGUUUCAGAAGAUGUGAUCACCUGUCUUUUGGACCCCUUAAAUUCAUCUCUAACAUUCCAGAAUAAGCAGUUGGAUUUUGAUUGUAUGUGUCCUGUUCCCUUUAUUUGUAUGUAUUGAGUUGAACUUCAGACUGAUGAACGUAUGAGUUUACUGUAAACAUUUGGAGCAACUCAACUUUUUGAUCUGACUACUAUGUCAUUCAAAGUACUGAUCUCUGUGAUCUCUCAAUCCCUCUGUACAAAAAAUGUGUGAGUAUACACACACAGCGGUAUAGCUUUCAAAACUCCUCUUUUUUAAUUUUUCAAGCCUCUGAUGCUCCCCCUGGUUUACAAAAAGUAAUCGUCCCUUUUUAAAUAUCUGGUUUUCAUCACAAACAAGUCAACUUAUGACCUGGGAGAUAAAUGUUUGUAAGGAAGCACUUAUUCAUUAUCACAAGGGUGAUCCUACCCUUUUUGUAUGAAGCAUCAGUCUUUUUUUAUUACUCUGAAUGGGGAGCACAGACCAAUGUGUGCAAGUCCCACGCUCUCUUGCGUUGUCACACCUGUACGUUGAAAGUGCUAGUUACAGCAUGUCACCACCUGUCUCAUUCACUCCAAUACAUUGUUGUUGUUGUUGUAAACAGUCUUUUCUUUUGUAGACCACAUUCUUCAGUGAUGUCAAAGUAUUCGAUUUGGCUUGCUGUCUUUAACUGGGGAAAGAGGCUUGUGCCUUUUGUAAAGAAAAAAAAGACAUUAAUAAAGUUUGUACUUGUUUUUUACA